AUGUCGCCGCGUCGCCCCCGGUCGCCUCCCCUCCCCCCGCGGACGAGACGCCGACCUGCCCCCACCACCGGCCGGCCGGGCAGUGACAGCGAACCAGAGACAGGCGCGCCUCCGCCGGUCCGCCCCGGCUGUCGCACGCAGGUGCCACCCGGCAGCUGCGCCCGGGACCGCGCCCAGCUCGCGCGCCUUGACCCUUCACAGGCGUCUCGCGAGGGCAAGUCGACCGCGGGGACGGCCGAUUCCGGCGGUGCAAUUAUUACGGCACAGGCAGAGCAAAGGUGUCACUUCAUUCACAAAGCACGCAGUCCAGGGGGACAGUCUGUUAGGUCCGCAGUGAACCGUAAAAUUACUACUGGUUCACCAAAGCGUCUGAUUGGUGAAUGUCAGAGAAGGCCGCCGCCCACGCCCUGCAGGUGUCUGAGGAGGAUCGGAGGAUCGGAAGAGCGCCUCCCUGCUCGAGGCCCCCCGUCCUCUGGAGGCGCCGUCUCCGCCCCCGCGGUGAGCGACACGAGGGCGGAAUGUAAAACGACGCUACGCUCGCGGCCGCCGCCUCCUCCUCCUCCCGGAAUCAUUUUGGGGCAGAUUACACGCGAUAUUUCCCGGCAGGCGGACCCUCCCCUGCGGCUGAGGCAGGCCGCAGUAAAAAUUGGCUUCGCCGAGGUCGCGCAGCCGCCAGGGGAGCGAAGCGGCAGCGGCGGCGGAGUUAAAAGGGGGGCGGGUCCACGUCGCGCCGGAAUGGCACGGGGGUGCGAGAGGCCGCAAAAAAAAAAGAAAAGAAAAGAGCAGGGAAAGCGACCAGCCACGUCUCCAGGGCAUCGCCAGCCCUGA
Schistocerca piceifrons (Central American locust) is the source of this 828-nucleotide messenger RNA. Its product is annotated as serine/arginine repetitive matrix protein 1-like. Bases 1 to 828 code for a protein of 275 amino acids. The record is from RefSeq and is a predicted model, not a curated record. The transcript has 2 exons. NCBI's taxonomy places the organism in Eukaryota, Metazoa, Arthropoda, Insecta, Orthoptera, Acrididae.